Hyaena hyaena (striped hyena) is the source of this 589-nucleotide messenger RNA. It is a transcript of the gene FDCSP, whose product is annotated as follicular dendritic cell secreted protein. The record is from RefSeq and is a predicted model, not a curated record. The transcript is spliced from 6 exons. Lineage: Eukaryota; Metazoa; Chordata; Mammalia; Carnivora; Hyaenidae. The coding region runs from base 117 to 503 and encodes 128 amino acids.
UCCUCCUUAGUACUGAACAAGUUAAAUCAUUCCUCAUAGCUUUCAAUGACCAAAAAAGGAGUAGAAAUGCCUAAAGAAUGUGUAUGUAUUGAAUUUCUACAAACUUUGUCAGCCACAUGAUGUGGAACAAGCCUGCCCAGCUUCUGAAGGCCACUCACAACCUCCUUUUGGGCAGAACUGCCAGGUUGCACUUGCUCUUUGAAGGACAACCACAUGCUGAAGACUUUGCAGAGAUAUUUCUGAAUAAAAUGAAAGUUCUCCUUCUGAUCACAGCCAUCUUGGCUGUAGCUGCUGGUUUCCCCGUCCCUCAAGACCUGGUAAGAGAACAACGAAGUGUCAGUGGGAGCAAUGAGUCACCUUCACAGUUUUAUGUGCCCCCGUACCCAUUUCCAUUUGGCCCAUAUUAUAUACCAUUCCUGUAUCAAGGACAUCCCUGGUUUCCACCUCAAUUAGUUCCAAUACCUCUGUCUGAGCCCACAAUUUCGCCUCCUAGUGGAGAGUAAAUAAGAAAAGUCCCACUGCAAUUUAAAAUGAAAUAGAUGGUCACUGCAAAGUUGAAUGUGAGCCACUUACUUGAAGAAUCAAUAUU